GUGAAGGUAGAAAGUGUGUGUGAGCUGCUGUGAGUUGAGCAUCAUGGAUGAGUGUGAGGACAGAGAGGAGGGAGUCCCUCCCUCUAAAAGCUCUCUGUGUGGGGAACAGGAGAACCAGAGCAAAGCUCAGAGGAAUCCACCUGGACCUGGACCUGGACCUGGACCUGGACCUGGACCUGGACCUGGACCUGGACCUCCAUCCAGCUGUGUGUCCUUCAAGAGUGACUGGUCUAAUCAUCGCUUCAUUGACUUUAAAGAUCAUCAACCUCCUGCUGCAGAGAAAAUCCAUCAGAGAUCAGAGUCUUCUGGACCUGGACCUGCAUCCAGCUGUGUGUCCUUCAAGAGCGACUGCUCUAAGGAUGUUAUUAUUGACUUUAAAGGAGAACCAGGUCCUGCUGCAGAGAGAGUGGAGCAGCAGAACUCAGAGGUUCCCAGAGCUCAGUCUGUCCAGCAGCAUCACCUGGACUCCAUAUUCAUGCUGCUGGAGGACAACAUGGUGACUUUUGUGAAGAAGGAGCUGAAGAAGAUGCAGAAGCUUGUGAGUCCAGAUUACCCAGAAUGCUCCUCAGAGAGUCAGAGGGAGGAUGAGGAGGAGUUGGAGGGUGAUAAUGAAGAUGAGAGGAGCAGCAGAGAGAUGUUUGAGCAGAUCACAGUGUUGUUCCUGAGGAGGAUGAAGCAGGAGAAGCUGGCUGACUGUCUGCAGAGCAAACUUGCUGCUGGAGUUUGUGGACGUGAACUUAAACGUGGUCUGAAGGAGAAGUUCCAGAGAGUGUUUGAGGGCAUCGCUAAAGCAGGACAGAAGACCCUCCUGAAUGAGAUCUACACGGAGCUGUACAUCACAGAGGGAGGGACUGCAGAGGUCAAUGAUGAACAUGAGGUCAGACAGAUUGAAGCAGCAUCCAGGAAAGCAGACAGAGCAGAAAGAAGCAUCAGAGCAGAAGACAUCCUUAAAGACUCACCUGGAAGAGAUGGACCAAUCAGAACAGUGAUGACAAAGGGAGUGGCUGGCAUCGGGAAAACAGUGUUAACACAGAAGGUGACUCUGGACUGGGCUGAAGACAAAAGCAACCAGGACAUCCACUUCAUGUUUCCAUUGACUUUCAGAGAGCUGAAUGUGCUGAAAGAGAGAAAGUUCAGCUUGAUGGAACUUGUUCAUCACUUCUUCAGUGAAACCAAAGCAGCAGGAAUCUGCAGCUUUGAAGACUUCCAGGUUGUGUUGAUCUUUGACGGUCUGGAUGAGUGUCGCCUUCCUCUGGACUUCCACAACAAUGAGGUCCUGACUGAUGUUAGAGAGUCCACCUCAGUGGAUGUGCUGCUGACAAACCUGAUCAGGGGGAAGCUGCUUCCCUCUGCUCGCCUCUGGAUAACCACACGACCUGCAGCAGCCAAUCAGAUCCCUCCUGACUGUGUGGACAUGGUGACAGAGGUCAGAGGGUUCACCGACCCACAGAAGGAGGAGUACUUCAGGAAGAGAUUCAGAGAUGAAGAGCAGGCCAGCAGCAUCAUCUCCCACAUGAAGAAGUCACGAAGCCUCCACAUCAUGUGCCACAUCCCAGUGUUCUGCUGGAUCACUGCUACAGUUCUGGAGGAGCUGCUGAGAAGCAGAGAGGGAGGAGAUCUGCCCAGAACCCUGACUGAGAUGUUCAUCCACCACCUGGUGGUUCAGGCCAAAGUCAAGAAGGUCAAGUAUGAUGGAGGAGCUGAGACAGAUCCACACUGGAGUCCAGACAGCAGGAGGAUGAUUGAGUCUCUGGGAAAACUGGCUUUUAAUCAGCUGCAGAGAGGAAACCUGAUCUUCUAUGAGUCCGACCUGACAGAGUGUGGCAUCGAUGUGGAAGCAGCCUCAGUGUACUCAGGAGUGUUCACACAGAUCUUUAAAGAGGAGAGAGGACUGUACCAGGACAAGGUGUUCUGCUUCGUCCAUCUGAGCGUUCAUGAGUUUCUGGCUGCUCUUCAUGUCCAUCAGACCUUCAUCAACUCUGGAAUCAACCUGCUGGAAGAAAAACAACGAACAACAUCCAAGAAGCUGAAAGUAUCUCUAAAGAAACCUAAACUAAAACAUCUCCACCAGAGAGCAGUGGACGAGGCCCUACAGAGUCCAAACGGACACCUGGACUUGUUCCUGCGCUUCCUCCUGGGUCUGUCACUGCCGACCAAUCAGAAUCUUCUACGAGGCCUGCUGACACAGACAGGAAGUAGCUCACAGACCAAUCAGGAAACAGCGGAGUACAUCAAGAAGAAGAUCAGUGAGGAUGUGUCUGCAGAGAGAAGCAUCAAUCUGUUCCACUGUCUGAAUGAACUGAAGGAUGUUUCUCUAGUGGAGGAGAUCCAACAGUCCCUGAGAUCAGGACGUCUGUCCACAGAUGAACUGUCUCCUGCUCAGUGGUCAGCUCUGAUCUUCAUCUUACUGUCAUCAGAAGAACAUCUGGACGUGUUUGACCUGAAGAAAUACUCUGCUUCAGAGGAGGUUCUUCUGAGGCUGCUGCCAGUGGUCAAAGCCUCCAAGAAAGUUGUACUGAGUGGCUGUAAUCUGUCAGAGAGAAGCUGUGGAGCUCUGUCCUCAGUCCUCAGCUCCCAGUCCUCCAGUGUGACAGAGCUGGACCUGAGUAACAACAACCUGCAGGAUUCAGGAGUGGAGAGUCUUUCUGCUGGACUGGAGAGUCCACACUGUAAACUGGAAGCUCUCAGACUUAAUAACUGUAAUCUGUCAGAGAGAAGCUGUGGAGCUCUGUCCUCAGUCCUCAGCUCCCAGUCCUCCAGUGUGACAGAGCUGGACCUGACUAACAACAACCUGCAGGAUUCAGGAGUGGAGAGUCUUUCUGCUGGACUGGAGAGUCCACACUGUAAACUGGAAGCUCUCAGACUGAGUGGCUGUAAUCUGUCAGAGAGAAGCUGUGGAGCUCUGUCCUCAGUCCUCAGCUCCCAGUCCUCCAGUGUGACAGAGCUGGACCUGACUAACAACAACCUGCAGGAUUCAGGAGUGGAGAGUCUUUCUGCUGGACUGGAGAGUCCACACUGUAAACUGGAAGCUCUCAGGCUGUCAGGCUGUCUGGUCACAGAGGAAGGCUGUGCUUCUCUGGCCUCAGCUCUGAGCUUGAAGACCUCAAAUCUGAGAGAGCUGGACCUGAGCUACAACCAUCCAGGAGACUCAGGAGAGAAGAUGCUGAGAGCGAAAGUGGAGGAUCCACACUGUAGACUGGAAACUCUCAGGGUGACGCCUGCUGGAGUCCCAUGGUUGACACCAGGUCUGAGGAAGUAUUCCUGUCAACUCACAGUCGACACAAACACAGUAAACAGAGAACUCAGACUGUCUGACAACAACAGGAAGGUGACACAUGUGGGGGGGUAUCAGUGGUAUCCUGAUCAUCCAGACAGGUUUGACUACUGUCCUCAGCUGCUGUGUAGAACUGGUCUGACUGGUCGCUGUUACUGGGAGGUGGAGUGGAGAGGAGAGGUUUAUAUAUCAGUGAGUUACAGAGGAAUCAGAAGGAAAGGACACAGUUAUGACUGUAAGUUUGGAUUUAAUGAUCAGUCCUGGAGUCUGUUCUGCUCUGAUGAUGGUUACUAUGUCAGACACAAUAACAGUCAAACAUCCAUCAGUUCCUCCUCAGUCUCUCACAGAGUUUCAGUUUAUGUGGACGUUCCUGCUGGAACUCUGUCCUUCUACAGAGUCUCCUCUGACUCUCUGAUCCUCCUCCACACCUUCAACACCACAUUCACUGAACCUCUCUAUCCUGGAUUUGGGGUCUACUGGUCCAGGUAUGGUUCCUCAGUGUCUCUGUGCUGAGUCUCGUCUCCAGAGUCUCCUCCUGGUACAGAAACAGUGUUGAACAGAUGGUUGAGUCUCUCCAUGACUCUGUCCCUCACAAACAUGUUUUCACAUUCAUGGAUUAAAUGUGUUUCUUUGUCAAAUCCUUCUCAAUGAUUCCUUGUAAACUUGUUCCUCUUCAAAGAUGAAGUUGUGAUUCUUCCAGGAGCCAAAUGUGGUGUUUGCGUCUUUUUCCAGUCAAAUGUUGAGAGUGAAAAUCAGGAUGUGGUGUUCCUCUGACGCUCACUGGAACUAAAAGCAUUUGAGCUGCACAAAGUGUGAAAUGAGAGAGGAAGCAGUGAAUCUCCAAACUGCUGACAGACUUUCACACAUUAUUGUCCAGUGAAAAUCAGCUUUUUGUGCAGCCACACUUGAUCCUGAUGUGAGUCUUUAAGUCCUGUUCUAGUGAUGAAAUGAGAACUUCCUUCAUCUGUGUCACUCUUUCCAAAGUAUUCUGUGCUCUUCUGUCAUUUAUGUCUUAUUGAUAGAUCCAUUUUUCAUUUUUACUAUAAAUAAGUGCUUCAAUGUUUUUUCAUCAGUUUUUUUUAUCAGAUUCUGAAUUUCUGGUUUCAUCAACAAAUUCUAUCAGAUUGUAUUUUUCCAUCAAAGCUCCCAUAACCCUAGCUAUCUGUGGAUCAAAAUGUUUUCAGCAUCGAUAUGAUUCCAGUAGAAUUUAAACCCACCAGGACUAUCCAGAUUACAUUGAACUCUGUAAAUUCUACAUUUUUUAGCCUGUUUCAUUCUAUAAAUGUUGUGUUUGGCCGUUAAAGGAGCUUUUCCUCACAUUGUGCUGUAUUUGAACCCUUCCAUGCUCUAAAUUCUUUGAACAGAUCUUGUGCUGUAAUCAAUGUCUAACUUAGUUUUUAUUUUCAUUGCAGUGGUUGAUUUUUCCUGAACAAGAUCAAUGAUUUUAAUACGUCUUUCUCCACUUUUAUUUGCUCUGCCUGUGGCUUUUAAACUAUUCUAACUUUCUUUUUUAUUCAAUAAAUGACUAAUAACACA
Acanthochromis polyacanthus (spiny chromis) is the source of this 4810-nucleotide messenger RNA. Its product is annotated as NACHT, LRR and PYD domains-containing protein 3-like. The record is from RefSeq and is a predicted model, not a curated record. Gene Ontology annotation, molecular function: protein binding. The transcript has 12 exons. Bases 44 to 3787 code for a protein of 1247 amino acids. NCBI's taxonomy places the organism in Eukaryota, Metazoa, Chordata, Actinopteri, Pomacentridae.